AGGCAGCACUCUGUUCCCCAGAAAAGUGCCACCUGCGGCCGCAGUUUCACUUUCGGUUUCACCCGGGUGGUCCGUGGAGGCAAGCUAGUGGCGCUGCUGGAGAGGAAGUUUGGAUCCCGGCCACCAGAUGAGGAGCCUGGGGCCUUGAGAGGUGAAAUGAGGAGUUAUCCAAGGCAUACAGCUAAAUUAAGUAGCAGAGCUGGGAUUAGUCUCCCAAAUUCUUGAUCAGGAUUGUUAAAAUGAGUCUACGGAAACAAACCCCGAGUGACUUCUUAAAGCAAAUCAUUGGACGACCAGUUGUGGUAAAAUUGAAUUCUGGAGUGGAUUAUCGAGGGGUCCUGGCUUGCCUGGAUGGCUACAUGAAUAUAGCCUUGGAGCAGACGGAAGAAUAUGUAAAUGGACAGCUGAAGAAUAAGUACGGGGAUGCAUUUAUCCGUGGAAACAAUGUAUUGUAUAUAAGUACACAGAAGAGAAGGAUGUGAAGACGCCAGGAGUACAAUACUUUUCAUACUGGGGUAUAUUUUUUUAUGAGAUUUUUGGGGGUUCCUUUGUGACUUCCACUUGUCCCAUUUCAUAAUAGUUGGUGAUUUUUCACUGACCUACGAGGAAGAGAAAUGUACAGAAUUGUGAUAAUGUAAUUGCGACGCGUUCCUUCCUAUUUAAGUUUCAGUCAUUUCCUUUUACCUCUGUGUCAGUGUGCAGAAAGCAAAAGAAUAAAAAAAGAAAGAAAAGC
Messenger RNA from Leopardus geoffroyi (Geoffroy's cat), 733 nucleotides. RefSeq names its product LSM6 homolog, U6 small nuclear RNA and mRNA degradation associated (gene LSM6). The coding region runs from base 240 to 482 and encodes 80 amino acids. Gene Ontology annotation, biological process: mRNA splicing, via spliceosome; maturation of SSU-rRNA. The transcript has 5 exons. The record is from RefSeq and is a predicted model, not a curated record. Gene Ontology annotation, cellular component: sno(s)RNA-containing ribonucleoprotein complex; U6 snRNP; P-body. NCBI's taxonomy places the organism in Eukaryota, Metazoa, Chordata, Mammalia, Carnivora, Felidae. Gene Ontology annotation, molecular function: RNA binding.